GUGGGUAUGGGAGCGACGGUUGUUCAGCUUGUUUCCUUUCAAAAAUAAUUAAAAGCUAACGAAAAUAACAAAACCUUCAUUCCUAUCGCUUCUGUGAAACCCUAAGGGAAGAAAGAGGAAGAAGACGAGGCAAAUCUUCAAUGGGGGAAGUCGUGGAGGGGAACAUCAACGCUGCUCCAGUCUCGGAAGACGAGCUGUACGGAUUCAAACGCCAGGAGAUGUACAGCGGCACUCUCGCCGGAUCCGUCGCUCCGUACGGUCGCCACGUGUUCCUCUGCCACGAGAGCCACGAGACCUGGCUUCCUCGCGUCGAAUCCGAAGGUCUUCCGCAGCGUUUCGCUAAGUCGUUCAAGGAUCGAAGAGCUGAUUUCGCUGUUGAGACGAAGCUGACGGUGUGUGGUGGUGGAGGUGAAUCGGAUGGAGAUGUGUUGGUUUUCCCCGAUAUGAUCAGAUACAAGGCGCUUAAGGACACAGAUGUGGAUGCUUUUGUGGAAGAUGUGCUCGUUAAUGGGAAACAGUGGGCCUCUGGGAUUCAGGAAGAGUUAUCAGGCUCCUUUGUUUUUGUGUGCGCUCAUGGUAGCCGGGACAAGAGGUGUGGUGUUUGUGGACCUGCUCUUAUGGAGAAGUUUGAGGAGGAGAUAGGCUCACGUGGACUUUCAGACCGAAUCUUCGUCAAGCCAUGCUCUCAUAUCGGUGGGCACAAGUAUGCUGGAAAUUUGAUCGUCUUCAGUCCUGAUUCAGCUGGGAAUGUUUAUGGCCAUUGGUAUGGCUAUGUGACUCCUGAUGACGUGCCUGCAAUGCUUGAUCAGCACAUUGCAAAAGGAGAAAUCAUACAAAACCUUUCCAGGGGGCAGAUGAGACUAAAACCCGAGGGUGAGGAAGCUGAGAAAGAGGAUGAGCAUAAAAUCUCAAAUGGAAACAGUGUAGUGGAACGCGAAUUAGUGGAGACGAAAGGAUUCACAGGAGGUUGUUGCCAAGGUGCGAACGGGGUUUCAUGUUGCCAGGAGCAAACUCCAGAACCAGUCAAGAAAGAAGCAUCCGUGAAGAAGAACUGGUUCAGUUGGAUGGAGAAAGAAGAGGUUCUCUUGGGAGCUGCCGCAGUUGGGGCCAUCGCGACCAUAGCAGUGGCUUACAGCAUUUACAGGAGGUCAGGUUAAGAAACCACCCUCCGAUUUUACAUUUUAAGAACUUACACAACAAGUAUAAAACUUUACUUUUGGUAGCGCCAUAUUAUAUAGCUGUUAAAGAAAAAAACAUGGAGGUAAUGAUCUUUUGAACCAUGUAACCAGAUAUCGGAUUGGCAAUACCGGAAUGUCAUGUAUACUCAGCUUUUGAAUAAAUCUAUUAUUAGCCUCUUCCCCUGA
This is a messenger RNA of Raphanus sativus (radish), 1364 nucleotides long. RefSeq lists its product as uncharacterized. The transcript has 5 exons. The record is from RefSeq and is a predicted model, not a curated record. Bases 141 to 1157 code for a protein of 338 amino acids. NCBI's taxonomy places the organism in Eukaryota, Viridiplantae, Streptophyta, Magnoliopsida, Brassicales, Brassicaceae.